UCUCUUUCUCUUUCUAUCUGUUUCUCUCGUAACCUUUGCAUUAAAUCCCUCUUGGCCUCUUGGUUUGGUGGCCUCUUAGCUCCUCCUCUUGCGAAUUGCAUAUAAACAAACUCGGAGAGAAAGCAAAGGAGGUGGGAUCGGAUGAGAGAGAGGAGAAAGAGAGAGAAUUAAAACAAAAGGCAAUACAGAUCAAAAUUUGAAUUAUUACGAAGAAAAAAGAAAAGAAAAUUAUGGAGGGGACAAUAAAACGUUGUAGAUGUUGGUUUAAUGGGAAUUCUCUCUUUCUCCACCCUCUGAUCAUCAGUUUCUUAAUCAUAUUCAUGUGUAUGGCUAAUAUUGGCAACGUGGACGCAGCUUUCAGUAACCUCACCACCAUCCCCUUCAACCAAGGAUACAGCCCUCUCUUCGGUGACGGCAAUCUUGUCCGCUCCCCCGACGGGAAAGGUGUUCGUCUUCUCCUCGACCGCUUUACAGGGUCUGGCUUCAUCUCCUCUAACCUCUACAACCAUGGCUUCUUUAGCGCCAACAUUAAGUUGCCAUCAGAUUACACUGCCGGUAUCUGUGUUGCCUUCUACACCUCAAACGCGGACGUAUUUGAGAAGAGCCACGACGAGUUAGACAUAGAAUUCUUAGGGAACACAGAAGGGAAGCCAUGGAGAUUCCAAACCAACGUCUACGGAAAUGGCAGCACCAACCGCGGCCGGCCGCGGCGGAAAGAGCGUUACCGACUGUGGUUCGACCCUACCAGGGACUUCCACCGAUACAGCAUUCUUUGGACCCCUCAAAUCACCAUAUUUUAUGUGGAUGACGUUCCAAUUAGAGAGGUGGUGAGAAGGGAAGAAAUGGGGGGUGACUACCCAUCAAAGCCAAUGUCGUUGUAUACGACUAUAUGGGAUGCUAGCAAUUGGGCCACAUCAGGAGGGAAAUACAAGGUGAAUUACAAAUAUGCCCCUUUCGUCGCCGAAUUCAAAGACUUAGUCCUGGAUGGCUGCCCUGCCGACCCCAUCCAGCAAGUCCCAGCCGCUGAAGCAUGCGCCGAGAAAUACGCCCUCCUUGCCACCCAGGACUACUCCGUCAUCACACCUCAGCGGCGGGCCGCGGUGCGCAGGUUCAGGCAGCGGUACAUGUACUACUCUUAUUGCUAUGAUUCGUUGCGGUAUCCCGUGCCACCGCCCGAGUGCGUUACCAUUGCGGCCGAGAGGGCGCGCUUUAAGGACACCGGCAGGUUGAAGUUUGGCGGCAGCCACAAGCGGCAGUCUAAGCGGAGAACCCGCAAUCGCAAUCGGGUCCUCCCUGAUUCGGACGUUACGCCCUAUUAACCUUUCGGUCAUUGCCAUUAUAUUUUAUUCAUACAACUCAUGCAUGCAUGUAAAUUCAAGCCUAGCUUAUACCAUACUAUACAAUACUGUAACUAUAUAGGUUGGUGGGGCGUCAUUCCCUUUUUCUCUCUCCAAAUUAAGUUCAAACCUUAAUUUGUUGUCGAAAAUUAGUAUAAAAGUUAGCAUCAUGAGUUAUAUAUGAGCAACCACUUUUGGUGGGGUCUUUUUUGGUUA
Messenger RNA from Prunus mume (Japanese apricot), 1553 nucleotides. RefSeq names its product xyloglucan endotransglucosylase/hydrolase 30 (gene XTH30). Lineage: Eukaryota; Viridiplantae; Streptophyta; Magnoliopsida; Rosales; Rosaceae. Gene Ontology annotation, molecular function: xyloglucan:xyloglucosyl transferase activity; hydrolase activity, hydrolyzing O-glycosyl compounds. The record is from RefSeq and is a predicted model, not a curated record. Gene Ontology annotation, cellular component: apoplast; cell wall. Gene Ontology annotation, biological process: xyloglucan metabolic process; cell wall biogenesis.